This is a messenger RNA of Anolis carolinensis (green anole), 1357 nucleotides long. It is a transcript of the gene rsph1, whose product is annotated as radial spoke head component 1. The coding region runs from base 82 to 1029 and encodes 315 amino acids. The record is from RefSeq and is a predicted model, not a curated record. The transcript has 9 exons. Gene Ontology annotation, biological process: spermatid development; axoneme assembly. NCBI's taxonomy places the organism in Eukaryota, Metazoa, Chordata, Lepidosauria, Squamata, Anolidae. Gene Ontology annotation, cellular component: nucleus; cytosol; motile cilium.
CAAGGUUGCCUAGUGACGGCGCCCCCCCUUGAUCGCCACGAGGAAGACGCCGUUUCCAUGGUGACGGGGCCUGCCUGAACCAUGUCGGAUCUAGGCUCGGAAGAGAUCGAAGAGGAGGCCGAGAAUGAUUUGGGGGAAUAUGAAGGUGAACGCAAUGAAGCUGGUGAAAGGCACGGACAGGGCAAGGCCCGACUGCCCAACGGAGAUACUUACGAGGGACAUUAUGCCAAUGGCAAACGAAAUGGAAAGGGAUUUUACAGAUUUAAAAAUGGUGCCCGCUACAUAGGAGAAUACAUUGAUAACAAAAAACAUGGCCAAGGCACUUUUAUUUAUCCAGAUGGAUCAAAAUAUGAAGGAGAUUGGGUAGAGGACCAACGACACGGCAGUGGAGUUUACUAUUACAUAAAUGGAGACACAUACACUGGAGAAUGGUUCAAUCAUAAUAGGCAUGGACAAGGAACAUAUUUUUAUGCACUAACUGGAAGUAAAUAUGUUGGCACUUGGGCAAAUGGACAGCAGGAAGGAGCUGCUGAACUUAUUCACCUUAACCAUAGAUUCCAGGGGAAGUUUGUGAAUAAAAAUCCAAUGGGUCCUGGGAAGUAUAUAUUUGAUAUUGGAUGUGAACAACAUGGUGAAUACAUUCAUGAGGAAAAAGUAGAAGAGGAGGAGGAAGAGGAAACUUUACUACCAGCCAUCCCUAAGUGGAAAGCAUCCAAGAUUACUGGCCUUACACUCUGGGCACCUGAAGAACCUCCUCCUCUUGUAGAAGUAACAGCAGCUGACAAGAUACCAUCCGUGAUGGAACCAUUAACUGAGGACUUAUCAGGAGCAGCAGAAGGUGAAAGUCUUUUGGAAGCUUCUGCAGAAAGUACUGAAGCAACUGCAGAGACAGCAGAGCCCACUGAAACGACAAUUUCACCUAAAGAUGUUGAAGAGGAGGAGGAGUCAGCUAAAGAAGAGCAAAAGGAUUCAGGUGACUCGAGGAAGAGAAGCUAUGGAAGAAAAGGAAGAAGAAACCAAGGAAGCUGAACCUCGAGAGUAAAGGAAAGAAAAGUCAACGAAUACUCAUGAAGUCACAAGACACAAUCCUAUAACCCAAGGGAUGUAAAAGUGCUUUGUUUUCAUGGAGUCAUCCCCAUACUUUCCCCCUCUUUCCUUCAUAUUACUGGCUCCAGUUUUUUUUAAAUAUUACAAGAGACAGCCUUAGUCUCAUUAUUAGAGGCAAGUAUUGAAACUUGGCCCUGCCCCAUCAUCAUUCACUCAUUCCCCAUCUUAUCCCUUCUCCCUCUAUGUUGGUCUUCUUUUAAAACUGAAAUGUCUGUCAAGUUAUUUUCAAUAAAGGCUUUUUUAUAUAUAA